Schistocerca gregaria is the source of this 2225-nucleotide messenger RNA. RefSeq lists its product as uncharacterized. NCBI's taxonomy places the organism in Eukaryota, Metazoa, Arthropoda, Insecta, Orthoptera, Acrididae. The record is from RefSeq and is a predicted model, not a curated record. The transcript has 2 exons. Bases 246 to 866 code for a protein of 206 amino acids.
AGCUGUUUCGCUUUCGGUAUAAAAGAAGACGUGCUGUAAUGGUCCCACUGCAUUCUGUGAGCAGUGUGUAGAUUUUUGCACCAAAAUUAGAACGUGGAGAGAAGUUAUUUGUUGUGAGACUAUAUACUGUCGCAUAACAAAGAAGCUGUUGUAUUUCUCCGUACGGCGACCAAAUUUGUGUUGCGAAACAGCACCGAAGACUGCGAGAUCAAAAUUUCUGCGGCUCCCUGUCAACGUCAUCAGAUAUGAUGCGACAAUUUGAGUCACCAAAUGACUCAGGAGUCAACUACAACCAGCAUGGUGGUCAACGGCACUACGUGAGUAGUGAGUGCUGGUCGCCUCGAGAUAACGCCUCUCACCGCUUGGAUCGGAAAGAACGACACGGCGGCCUUGGUCAGCGCAUUAGUGUUGAGAGUGCUGUCAUCAGUAGCCGUGACUCCCGCCUGGGACGUACUUCCUCUAUGCCCGACUUCACAUGGAAGACCGACAAAUCACUUCCAGAACUCAAGCGUUUCUCCUCGGAGCACGACGCUUUGAAGACGCCAUUGUGUUACUGCACGGAAUCGUAUUCAGGACUGUCAUGUUUCACCAACCAGGACAACUAUUUAACAAGUGACCGCCACUUCGCACUGAAAAGAACAAUAUCAGUAAGUGAUUUAACAAAAACUGACCGUGAACUAAACAUACUCCCAUCAGAACUAGAUUUCAGCUCGUUUCCCAGAAAUCCUAUAGAAGGCACGAUAGCACUAUCAAGAACUCAAAGCAAUAAUUCAUUAACAUCCAAUCAAUCCUACUUUGUGCCAAAAAUCUCUCAAUCUGAAACUGAGUUGGUAAACUUGAUGGUGACUUUUAUUAACUCCUUUUAAAAAUGGUCGCUAAUCUAAAAUAAAAAAAAACAAAAUAAUGAAGUAUUAAGAUCAAAAUCACAAUAGCAUGAAACAGCAACUAUGCUGGAACAAAAAUUUGCUUUCGGCCUGAAGGUGUCAUGAUAAGAAAAUUCAUAAUUUCAUUCUCACAAAUCAUGCUGAUCCCCUAGACGCGGUCUUUGAUAAUAGUCAAUGUAUGUGGUACGACAGAACGAGCUUCUAACCCAGAAAUGAACUAAAACGCAAUUAAUUCUGUAAGUCAGUUGUGUGUGCACUGGCAGAUAAUUCAUUUCUAUGUACCAAGAUGAUGUAUUAGAAGUCUGCGUUAUGUGAACGAUGAAGACACUAACCUCAAAUAGACUGUAACUAGACGACGAAUAUGUGGGCUCUGGCAGAAGAUCCUUUCUUUGAGUGUACCAAGAUUUUGUAUUAAUAGUCUAUGUGAUGCGACCGAUAAAGUCACUAAACCCAAACAGACUGUAACUCGACGGCGAAUAUGUGGCCUCUGGCAGAAGAUCCUUUCUUUGAGUGUACCAAGAUUUUGUAUUAGUAGUCUAUGUGAUGCGACCGAUAAAGACACUAAACCCAAACAGACUGUAACUCGAUGACGAAUAUGUGGGCUCUGGCAGAAGAUCCUUUCUUUGAGUGUACCAAGAUUUUGUAUUAGUAGUCUAUGUGAUGCGACCGAUAAAGUCACUAAACCCAAACAGACUGUAACUCGACGACGAAUUUGUGGCCUCUGGCAGAAGAUCCUUUCUUUGAGUGUACCAAGAUUUUGUAUUAGUAGUCUAUGUGAUGCGACCGAUAAAGACACUAAACCCAAACAGACUGUAACUCGACGACGAAUAUGUGGGCUCUGGCAGAAGAUCCUUUCUUUGAGUGUACCAAGAUUUUGUAUUAGUAGUCUAUGUGAUGCGACCGAUAAAGACACUAAACCCAAACAGACUGUAACUCGACGACGAAUUUGUGGGCUCUAGCAGAAGAUCCUUUCUUUGAGUGUACCAAGAUUUUGUAUUAGUAGUCUAUGUGAUUCGACCGAUAAAGACACUAAACCCAAACAGACUGUAACUCGACGACGAAUUUGUGGGCUCUGGCAGAUUAUGCUUUUCCGUCUGCAUACCAAGAUAGGAAAUUAUUACUGUGUGAACAGUUACCGAUAAUGACUUUCUUUUCAUUUAUUAUAUUACGAAAUUAUUAAUAUGUGUCGACUGACAGAUAAAGACGUGCUGGCUCAUUUCCAUGUAAUACCAAAAUUAAUGUAUGUUUUGGCAGAUGUAACUAUUCUAAAGAAAUUGUCAUGAAUUCUCUCCUGGUUGUAUGUGUCGUCACAAAAUUAUAAUAAUUUUUUUUCGGUCGAAU